CGUCCUCAAGCGAAACAAGCCGUGGAGAGCCAGUGGCCGCUCCUCCUCCCAAGCUGGACUUUCUUGUGGGAUCAGCCCACAAGGAAGCAAAUUAAAGGCCGCCCGGCCCAGCAACUGCAUAUAAGAGCAAACAGAUCACCAGGGGAGAAUUUUUUAAAGCACCCUCCCUUCUGUCUCACCCAGUUAAACAGAAUGUCCCAAUCUAAACAGGGUUAGUUGGGAAACAAUGUAAUAUACUUUACAAACAAGGCUGCUGCAAUUUAACAGCCUGAUGCUAUGCAGAAUUAGACAUGAUUAAAGGUAAAGUGUACUGUCAAGUCAAUUUCAACUCCUGGUGCCUACAGAGCCUGAAAAUCAAUGGACUUAGGUGCACCUAAUUCACAUAAAGAUCUGGCAGUAUGUGAGGCUUAUGUUUCAGUGAACAUGCCUAGAAUUAGACUUCAAAGUGUUUUUCCUCAUCCCUAAAUGCAUCUGUUGCAAACUGAGGCAAGUUGAAAACUCUCUCCAUUAUUGUGCAAUGUAUGCAUUUUUUCAAAGGCAAGUCCUACUGAAUUAAAUGGGACUUACUCCCAAGGAAGUGUGUGUCAUAGUCAUAGCAGCAGCAGUAGCACAGCUUACUUUUGCUGCCUAGUAUACAAGGCUUCCACUCUUCCAAUUAUAGGAAAUAGAAUUCCAUCAAUUAUAAAAUAACAAAGUUUCUUCUUCUUUCUUCUAUUUGCCUUUUUUCCUUUGCAUUUGUCUAUUUUUUCUUAAAGAUUAUUAAUUUCUUUAUUGAAAAUAUCAGUCUUGCUCUAAUUAGACAACUCUAGCAAGCUGAGUGAUAGUGUUGCAAAGAUCCCUUCUCCCCUUUAAGAGGGUAGUGGCAUAGAAGGGCCUGGACAUGAAACUGAGAGAGAAACCUUUCCUGGCUAAGUCACAGCAUUUCCUGUGUGACCUUGCCAAAUGCUUUACUCUGAAGAUAUAUGAGCACUUUUAACUAUAUACAGAUUAAUAUUAAUAUUAUCCAGUCUCCCGGAUAAUAUCAGAGCUCUCCAUGAUUUGUUGGCUUUCCAUAAGGCAUGCAAGACAGAAAUGUUCCGUCGGGUGUUCAGUCGCUGAGAUAGCUGGUCGUAGAGUGAUCUGGAGCACUGCUGACGUAAGGGGUUUGGUAAGUGCAGGGUUACUCUUAAGUCUUAAGUCCACACCAUAGCUCUCACAUAGAAGGAAGCUUGGCAACUUACUGCUCUGAUAAAUGGCUUUCUUUUACACAAGUACAUCUCCACUCCUCAUUACCACACCUCUGCACUUCCAUGUCAGAGCACACCUACAAUUUAACCAGAGUUAAAAUCCCCGCACAGCCAUUAAACUCACUGGGUGACUCUAGGCCAGUCGCUUCUCUCUCAGCCUAACCAAUCCACAGGGGGGUUGUGACGAUAAACAUAAUAAUAACAACCAUGUACACAGCUCUGAGCUCAUUGCAUUAAAACUAGCAAAUCUCCAAGAUUUUCUCUCCCCAGCUCCAUUUAGCACGACUUGUUUGCCAGAUUUCUUGUGUGAGCGUGUUAUGCGAGCAAUUUCUAAUAAAUCUGCUCUCUUAAAAGAGAGAGAGAGAGUUAAUACUUUGUCCUUCCAACCAAAGCAGUCAGCAGUCUAUGAUGGCCUGCCCCCUCCUUGCUCUUGAGAUAAGGCUCUCUCAACGUGGACAAAAGGGAACAUGCCAAGCUGGAAGGAACAUUGCCCAGGAGGAGCUCUUUGCAGCUUCUUAAACUCGACCAGGGUUUGCUAUUGAAUUUGUAACACCUUUUCCAAGGCUUUCUUUUUCUCAUAAGUGGGCAUGGAGGGGUGCUAAGAGAACCCAAACAAAACUACAUGUCCCAGCAUGCCCUGGCCCUGAGAAAUCUCGUCGCACAAGAGCAAAGAUUUGACGCUAAAGGAAUUAAGGGUGUGAGACGGGGUGAGCAACUAUUGCUUUUAGAGCGGAAAGUGAGCAACUUCUGGAGACUUUGACAAGCUGCGGAUCGGAUUGGGUCUAUUUUUUCUCUACGGAAAACCUCCGUGCGUACAGCAAGAGGAAGGCCUGCCUGAAGUAACUUUCGGCGUAGACAAGGCAAGGCAAGUCUUUUUUCCUCUUCGCUUCCUGAUCGGAGAGCAAACAGACACGCAGCAGAAUGAGUUUCUCUUAAGCUGGACCAGCCUGUAAUUUCCAAGACUGCAGGGGGAUGGUGUGUGCAUCUUUUUGGAAACCUACUAUGCUACUCAGAGUAGACAAAACACUGCUUUUUGCCUGAGCUGGAAAGUGGAACAAAACAAAGAAAUUAAAACUCAGCAAAAGAUGGCAGAGGAAAUGAGCAAGCAAGGAUUCCCUGAAGGAAAGGAGUUGGCUUCACUGGAGGAGAUGACCCUCCAGUCUUCACAUAAUGAAAAUAUCCUAGACAAUACCCAAGAAAAUAAAAUUGAAGAGCCUAAUCCAGUACAUUUGGAUGCACCUCCAGAUGUAAAGACACAGGGUCUCUCUCAUGAGACAAAUAGUUUAGCUGGAAAUUCUCUUGUGGUAGAUGAAGAGGAGUCUUUGUUGGGGGGAAACAGUUCAUGCAAAACCAACCCAGAAGGAAAAAAUAGUUCAGUGAGCCAACAAAAUGAGGACUCAUCUGGACAUCUUGGAGAAAUAAAGGUUCCAUUGGACAUGAAAAUGGCACCGAUGAUUCAAAAGCCUGAGGAUGAAGAGGGGAAGAAAUCCUUAACUGAAGGCUUCCCUGAAGAAAAGAAGUUGGCUUCACUGGAGGCGAUGACUCCCCAGUCCCCACAUAGUGAAAGUAUCCUAGACAAUACCCAAGAAAAUAAAACUGAAGAAUUUAAUCCAGUACAUUUGGAUGCACCUCCAGAUGUAAAGACACUGGAUUUCUCUCAUGAGACAAAGAGUUUAGCUGGAAACUCCCCUGUGGUAGAUGAAGAGGAUUCUUCAUUGGAAAAAGACUCAGAUUCUGAUGUAAUUCCGCUGAACAUAGAGGUCGAUGGUUCUUCAGAAUGCAAUGCAGAGCUUCCUUUGAGUCCAGCUAGCUUACCUGAUAGUUUUAUAGAAAAAGAUAUGGUGGAUUCCGCAAAUAAAUGGUCUAAACAUUCAUCCCAAGAAGAGAAAACCAGUACAAGCAAAGCCAACCUGGAAGUAAAAAAUAGUUCAACGAGCCAGCAAAGUGAAAAGCCAUCUGAUGAUUCAAAAAUGAUUCAAAAGUCUAAAAAUGAAGAGGGGAAGAGAUCCUUGACUGAAGGCCACCUCUCUCAUGGAGUUUCACUGGUAGUCUUUGUGGUUUUGGUUGCCAUUGUAAUACAAUGCAGAGGCUACUAUACUUCCCGCCCCACAAAUGUGCCAACUAAUCCAGCCGUGGAGGCCUUCUUGUCAAGGUUUGAUCCACUAAAGAACAGCUUCCCAGGUCAAAGCCCUUACCUGUGGGGACGGGUGCGUAAAGUCCUGCAGAAACACCUCAAUGCUUCCCACCACACUGAACCAGCUAUCUUAAUCUUUACUGCUGCCCAGGAAGGCGAAGCAACCUUGAAGUGCCUGAGCUCCCAGAUUGCUGAUGCUUACUCCUUAUCCCUCAAGGGUAGCACGAUCCAGGUAGAUGGAGUUCUUAAAUCCACCCUAAGCAGUGACCAUGCCAAGCUGGCGGUUGAUGAGGAGCUGAGCUUUGGCUUCCGUGGAGGAGGGAAGGCAGCAGUGGUGCAUCAGUUUGAAUCGCUGCCUGCAGGUUCCACUUUGAUCUUCUACAAGUACUGCGACCAUGAGAGUGCGGCUUUCAAAGACGUGGCACUGGUAUUGACAGUCCUCCUGGAGGAUGAAAAACUGGAGCCUAACGUUGGCCUGCGAGAUGUGGAAGAGAAGGUGCGAGAUUUCCUCUGGGCUAAAUUUACCAGUUCAGACAAUCCUAGGUCCCAUAGCCACAUGGACACGGACAAGCUGAGUGGGUUGUGGAGUCGCAUCUCCCAUCUAGUCCUGCCAGUCUCUCCAGUACAAGCUGUUGAGGAUGUUGGCUGCCCUUUGAAAGGAGGUUGAUGAGAUGGGCUUCAAAGGAAAGCAAAAGAGAUCUGAAGGGUUUGUGCCAAUCAGAAAACCUUUUCAGAGAGACUAUAAGCCAAGUAGGAAUAUACAGGUAUUCAUGAGAAAUGUGCUCAUUUUAGAUCUAUUAUGAACAUUCAUCUGUUUUGAUAAUGGCUUCCUCAGCAAGAUGUUAGAAAAGAAACAAGCACCUUGAUACUUUGUCAAACAAAAAGUCCCAUAUCUGUGACACUUCAAAGGCUGAAUGCACUGCAGGUAUUAGUGUAUCUAUACAAGACCUUCUUGUAUGCCUGGUUUAAUGCUUUGACAUUAAAUCAAAAGCACGGGAAAGAAUAUCUCAAUUUGAUUCAGUUUGGUGCAGGAGAAGCCUUCCUGAGUCAUGUGGACAGCACUGCUUUAGCUGUCCUUGAUAUUCUUCCCAUCUGCCAUACCAAUGGCUGGGGAACAGCAUAAGCUGAACUUGGGGUAUAUGUGGGGUUUGUGGGGACUGGACGCACUAAAUGAGCAACAUUCUCUAAGGCUCAUGCAGAUGUACUUUCAGGACAAAUCUGCCCCAAAUAAGCUCUUAAAGUACUUCAUACCAAAAGAAUGGUAGUCUCUAUACUCUAAGGGAUAUUUGUAGGAGACUUGGUGUCAUAAUCUGAUCCCUGGGAUGUGCCAGUGUGUUUCUCAGUUUGGGCUUCAUUUGCACCUACCAUCUUACAUUGUAUUUCACUACAGCAUGAACCACUUCUGCACAAUUUGCACAAUUCUUGAGAUUUUAUCAAUUUGUCACCAGAUGAACUUCAUGCUGGGGAAGAAUGAACCAACUGCAGCUGUUCUAUACUCCCUUGCACGGGUUUUCACAAAGAGAAAGGAAAGAUCAGAGGUCAUUUGAGGCUGCUCAAAUCAUGUGCAUGUAAGAUUCAAAUCAGCCUGUACACUGUGUCAUAUCUCUGUUCCAAAGUUACUUGGAAGGGCAUUCCAGUUUUCUCUGCCUUGAUCACAGGAAGAAGAGGGUCAAUUCCAUAUAUUUUCUUUUCAAGAGAAUAAUAUUGGAGCCAGCUCUAUGUAUUUUUAUAGGAAUUUUGAAAAAUAUGCCUUACUUUCCUCUGCCCACCAUUGUGGUGGUAUUGGUGGGGUGGAACUGGAUGUAAUGGUGGAUGCCAAAAACAGCAGCCUCAUGUUUCCAACUCUUUUCUGUCUUGCUCAUGUCGAAUUCUACCAAACAUGGCAUAAUGCUGCUGUGUUGAGUUUCCUCACUCCGGCAAGUAGCAGCCAAUGAAGCUGAGCGGAGGGGCAGAGAAAUUCACAAAGUGGCAAUGUCCCAUCAUGUGUUUUGUAGUAGUAGACACUUUUGGGGGGUGAGUGAGAGAGGAGAUGACAACAUGGGGUUGCUGCUUUUGGUAGCAGCCAUACAGCUUUCAUGACUUCUAAUGUCCUAUCUAAGCAUGGUCUUGAAUGCAGAUGAUAUUUCUUGACCGAAUUCUAUCCUGCCCAUUCACACUGGCAUCAUGUUUAUGCCCUUGCUCUCUGAAAAGGUUUUCUUUCUUUCUUAAAUUCACCUCUACGUUUCAAAAAUAUGUUGAAAACAAAAAGGAGGAUGCAUUGUCUUGCACAAACAUGUACAAAUGCUAUUCCUAACUUUGUUACUGCUGGCCACUUGUGAUUUGGGCACAUCAACUCACCUGCCUGUGCCUUAGUUUCCCCUGUUUGUGAAAUGGGGAAGGACCGAUGAAGCUACAAGGUAGCAGUUCUCCAUGAACUAUUUCAGACAGAACCUCUCUCCCCUAGCUGUUUGUAAUGCACAAAGCUGCUAAAUGUUAAGAACAAUUUUUACCUGUUUAAUAAUUUCAAAAUAAAUCUGCUGUCAUUC
Molecule: messenger RNA, 5885 nt
Organism: Hemicordylus capensis (graceful crag lizard)
Lineage: Eukaryota; Metazoa; Chordata; Lepidosauria; Squamata; Cordylidae
Product: torsin-1A-interacting protein 2-like
Exons: 6
Coding region: 2312-4027 (571 amino acids)
Biological process (GO): membrane organization
Cellular component (GO): membrane
Molecular function (GO): ATPase activator activity
Source: RefSeq, a predicted model, not a curated record